CACCAAUGAAAAUAUGGGCUGGGUUUAACACCCAUUCUGGGAUAUUCUGUAUAAAGCCGUUGUGAACGGACUUAAUGAUUCAAUACACGCAUAUAGAUUUACAUUGGUACGAGCCAUUAAAGUGCGCUUCUUAUAAAAACAAACAACUUAAGACGCAAAAAGCAGGAGAAAAUGAAUGAAUCCCAGAGCCACACCAUCCACAGCAUUGGUUUUAAUAAGAAGAUAAUGAAUGGAAACAGUGUGCAUCACGUCAAUGUGAAGACUCACGUCAACCCAACUAAACUAAAGAACCACAGGUCCAGAUGGACCGUCAGAGCCUCAGAAAUGUCCAAAAACACUCUCAAUCCCAUCCGAGCUAUAGUGGACGGGAUGAAACUCACUCCGAACCCUGACAAACCCAUGAUCGCCCUGUCCAUCGGUGAUCCUACUGUGUUUGGGAACUUGCCAACAGAUGACACUGUUCUGCAAGCAAUGAAGGAGGCCAUAGACUCACACAAAUACAAUGGUUAUGCUCCUUCAGUAGGUUACCAAAAAAGCAGAGAAGCUGUUGCAAAUUUCUACAGUCGACCAGAAGCUCCACUGGAAUCCAACGACGUGAUCUUGGCCAGUGGCUGCAGUCAGGCUAUUGAAUUGGCUAUCAGUGUGUUGUGUAACCCAGGUGACAACAUACUAGUGCCAUGUCCUGGAUUCUCGCUUUAUAAGACACUAGCUGUGUCUAUGGGCAUCCAGGUCAAGCUCUACAAUCUGCUGCCAGAGAAAUCUUGGGAGAUUGAUCUUCAACAUAUGGAGAGUUUAAUAGAUGAGAAAACUGCCUGCAUGAUCGUCAACAACCCAUCCAAUCCAUGUGGGUCUGUGUUCACCAAGGAACACCUGCAGAAGAUACUUUCAGUUGCUUCAAGAAACUGUGUACCUGUCCUUGCUGAUGAGAUCUAUGGAGACAUGGUAUUCCCUGGAUGUGACUUUCAUCUCAUGGCACCUCUCAGCAGUGACGUACCCAUCCUGUCCUGUGGGGGUCUGGCAAAGCGCUGGCUGGUUCCAGGCUGGAGGAUGGGCUGGAUACUCAUCAACGAUCGCAACAACAUCUUUGGAAAUGAAAUACGAGAGGGUUUGGUGAAACUGAGCCAGCGCAUUUUGGGACCUUGUACUGUGGUCCAGGGAGCAUUAGAGACCAUUUUAAACAGCACACCAUCAGAGUUUUACCAAAGAACCAUCAGUUUUCUCAAGUCAAACUCAGAGAUUUGUUUUUCUGAGUUAUCAACUAUCCCCGGCCUCAACCCAGUGAUGCCAUCUGGAGCCAUGUACAUUAUGGUGGGAAUCGAGAUGGAUCACUUCCCAGAAUUCCAGAAUGAUGUGGAGUUCACUGAACGGCUGGUCACUGAGCAGUCUGUGUUCUGUUUACCAGCUACGGCUUUCGAAUAUCCGAACUUCUUCCGAAUCGUGGUAACAGUUCCAGAGGAGAUGAUGGUGGAGGCGUGCAUUCGAAUUCGAGAAUUCUGUGCACAUCAUUACAGACCUCGCAGCCAAGACAGCAAUGAACUGGACCAAUAAAAAAGGCAGACAUAAGAGGAGAGGUCAAAGGUCAGACUGAAAGGAAGCACAUAGCUUUAAAAUAAGUGCAGAUAUGUGCAUUGCAAGUCAACUCUUUUACAGUUUCAUGAAGUCUUCAUAUUUAUAUUUUUCUAUGGGUCAGUAUUAUAUGAACGGGGAUGGGGUAUUGGACAAAUGGCUUUUUAGUCUACAUACAUGUAUUGUAGUCUUUUAUUUUGUGUUCUUCCACUGUAACAGAUAUGCUUAUGACUUAACCACAACGCUCUAGUAUCUCUAACCUGCAUGUUGUUAUGUACUUAUAUAUCCUAUACGUAUACUGUACUAGGAACAGAAUGUUUUGUAGUGCAUUUGUUUAAUUUGCAUGCCCAACCACACUUUAUGGUGAAAAUGUAUGCAUAUAUGCAAGUUAUCAUGUUUUUUUUUUUUCAAUUUUUGCAUUUAAGCUAUUUAAAUAAAGUUGUCUCUCAACCA
Molecule: messenger RNA, 2019 nt
Organism: Paramisgurnus dabryanus
Lineage: Eukaryota; Metazoa; Chordata; Actinopteri; Cypriniformes; Cobitidae
Gene: tat
Product: tyrosine aminotransferase
Biological process (GO): L-phenylalanine catabolic process; biosynthetic process; L-tyrosine catabolic process
Molecular function (GO): pyridoxal phosphate binding; L-tyrosine:2-oxoglutarate transaminase activity
Source: RefSeq, a predicted model, not a curated record